Molecule: messenger RNA, 2399 nt
Organism: Strongylocentrotus purpuratus (purple sea urchin)
Lineage: Eukaryota; Metazoa; Echinodermata; Echinoidea; Camarodonta; Strongylocentrotidae
Gene: colq
Product: acetylcholinesterase collagenic tail peptide
Exons: 14
Coding region: 1-1656 (551 amino acids)
Molecular function (GO): protein binding
Source: RefSeq, a predicted model, not a curated record
AUGGUUCUCAUCUUUAGGUUUAUCAAUGUCUUGGCAAUGGAAGGAAGGGCGAGAAUUCUGCUUCAAGUUUUCUCGAUAGCUGUGUUCGGUAUAUCGGUCAGCCGAUCUCAAAUAGAAAACACAUUAUCGCCGGGUCAAUGCGAGUAUGAUGGACAAUAUUACCAAGAGGGCGAUAGAUUCAAAUUAGACCUCGACCCCUGCACGAGAUGCGUCUGUGAGGAAGGAAACGUUCGAUGUAAAGUCAAAUCGAGAAGUUCAUGUAAACCGGUGUCAUGUGAGAAUCCCGUCAUCAGACCAGGAAAAUGCUGCCCGCAAUGUGGAGGACCAAAAUCAAGACCCAACCCCAAACCGACACCUUCCCCAGCAGGUGAGGGAGAAGGUAUCACCGCUGCAUCUCCUACCGGGUCAAGCAUCUUGAUAAUGAGAUUACCACCCCCACCGAUUAUACCACCCCCUCCCCCAUCGGGGGGCCUUGGUUUUGGUCUUCAUAAUCAUAAUGGCACAGUCAUUCCAACUACUUUCACACCUCCAACCCCACCGCCUCCACCACCACCUCCUAUUGAUCCGAGUGGCACGUCGAGACCGACGACCGUGCCCACGCCGACGACCACGGACGAUGGUGUGUGUACUAUGUCAUGCGUGGGCAUGCAAGGUGAGCCUGGCCCACAGGGAAAACGAGGGCGACAAGGAGAUACAGGCGAUAGAGGACCAAAGGGUGCACUUGGGGAACCAGGUCUAGAUGGAGCAGAUGGAAUACCUGGUGCACAGGGACCACAAGGACCAGAGGGUUCAAUAGGAUUACCGGGUGUGGUCGGAUUGUCAGGACCCAGAGGACCAAAAGGAGCGAUAGGAAGUCCAGGCAGAAAGGGACGCACUGGAUCUGAUGGUGACCAAGGGCCACAGGGGCCCAAGGGAAUGAUGGGUAUUCAGGGACCACAGGGACCUAGAGGUUCGACAGGUAUAGGUCAGAAAGGCGAACCUGGUCUCAUGGGUCCCCGAGGCCCACCAGGAAUACAGGGCAGUGUCGGGAAGCGGGGCUUGACUGGAACCCCUGGACCACCAGGACCGAAAGGGGAUCAAGGAGAUUUUAUCACUCAAGGACGUAUCUUGAUCGUGGCUGACGAACUAGCAAUGAACAGCAUCAGCGAGGAAGCGGCCCUCGCCUACCGCCUGGACGACAGGAAGCUCUACUUCCGGGAUAACACCAACUGGAACUGUCUGAUGGCAUCCUCCGAUCUCCUGCAGGAAGUAAAGACAAUGCGUGGACCUCCAGGCCGUCAGGGGAUGCCAGGCCCUCAGGGACCGAUAGGGGAGAAGGGUGAUAAAGGUGAUACUGGCUCCGACACUGACCUCAUCAUCCCGGGACAGGAGGUUGAAUGCGGCAAUGGAGUUAUGGAACCGGGUGAACAAUGUGAUGAUGGGAAUGAAGACAUCCACGAUGGUUGCAUUGAUUGUAGACGAUCCUACUGUGGUGAUGGCUAUCGUCAACGCGGUGUUGAAGCGUGUGAUGGAACUGACUUUGAUGGAAAAACAUGCCAGUACUUCUUCCCAAAAUAUGACACGAUAGGCUCUCUGCGAUGUACAAACAGAUGUCAGAUUGAUACAGGUGGAUGCAAGGUAGUGAGAAGAAAGAGAAGAAACUUACAGACGCCGUGAUCACAUGACAGACCACCACGAUGGACGUUCUUCGCAUUCUUCAUCACUUCAUGCUAGCACCUCAUAUCAAACAAAGCCCUCUUACACAGGAAUUUUAGCAAAUAAAAAGAAGUUGAUGAAGCCAGGCCAAUAGUGAUACAAAACUAAUAACAAAAUAAUACAAGAGAUGAUAAGAUUGUUAGAACUUAAUUCAUGACUUUAUAUCAGUACAACGAAAAUGACAUGCAGUUAAUAUAGUAAGUACAUUUCUCUGGGAUAAUUAUAUUAAUGAAAUAAGUACAUAUUUCUCAAAAAAUUGCACUUAAAUGCGUUUGAGUCCUUUGAGAAUAAGACCUCUCAUCCAUUAGCUUUCACUUUAAUAUUGCCAUAUAUUUAAGAUUAUAUAAUCAAAAGAGAUUUAAACAGAUAAUACUUUCAAGUUAAGAUAAGUAAUUGUGGGUUUACAUAGUAGAAUUUGAAAAAUACUUUGGUAUAUUGUUAGAAACAAAUAAGCUUCACUUUAAGUAAUGGGAUAACUUAAUAACUUGGCUUGACAAAAAAAUAAAAAGACUUUUCUGUGUGCCUUGCACUGAACUUUGGCACUUGCCCAAUUUAUAGCUCAUUGUUUGACCUGAUUCAGAAAGCAAUAGAUAGAUGAAGAUAACGAAGAAUGUACGCGAUGUAGUUUUCUCUGAUUAAGAUCAUUCUUAUUUGCUGACCAGCAUUAAUUUGAUACACCUGCUUUAUAUUAAAGAGAGUUCCAA